Molecule: messenger RNA, 351 nt
Organism: Torulaspora delbrueckii
Lineage: Eukaryota; Fungi; Ascomycota; Saccharomycetes; Saccharomycetales; Saccharomycetaceae
Gene: RFA3
Product: Rfa3p
Exons: 1
Coding region: 1-351 (116 amino acids)
Biological process (GO): DNA repair; DNA recombination; DNA replication
Cellular component (GO): nucleus
Molecular function (GO): DNA binding
Source: RefSeq, a predicted model, not a curated record
AUGGCUAGUGAGACACCAAGGAUCGAUCCCCGUGAGAUAGCUCAGAAUUUGCACCCUGUGUUCAGGCUCAUUGCACAGGUUAAGUCGCAUCCUUCAGAGAAUACGCUUGUGUUGAGUUCGCCGACAGAUGGUGGUGAAAUGAUCACAUUGACCAAUGUAAGAGUGUCUAUGAAUAAGCAGUUCGAGAGUGGUUCGUGGCAUGAAUUUGUAUGUCGUUCAAGCGAUAGUGGUGAUACUGAGUUUUUGGUAUUGGAUGCUGUUCCAUGUGUUUUGAAGGAGAACGAACAGAUCAGUAUAGAAGGUAUUGUGACUUUACAACAGCUAAGUAAGAAAUUCCCAGAAAUCUAUUAA